This is a messenger RNA of Dinoponera quadriceps, 4604 nucleotides long. RefSeq names its product protein phosphatase Slingshot homolog 2 (gene ssh). Lineage: Eukaryota; Metazoa; Arthropoda; Insecta; Hymenoptera; Formicidae. Gene Ontology annotation, molecular function: actin binding; protein tyrosine/serine/threonine phosphatase activity. Gene Ontology annotation, biological process: protein dephosphorylation; negative regulation of actin filament polymerization; actin cytoskeleton organization. The record is from RefSeq and is a predicted model, not a curated record. The transcript has 9 exons. Gene Ontology annotation, cellular component: cytoplasm. Bases 750 to 4550 code for a protein of 1266 amino acids.
ACGACGGUGGUUCGCGAGGGCGAUACAUAUUUGGCGCGAUCUGCUCUCGUUUGUCGCGUCUCGCUUCGAUCGAGCCUCCCGCGUAUUCGCGCCCUUUGUCUCCGACCCUCCGUCGCCCACGGGGCUCGAGACUGAUCGUGAUUAACGCGACCGGGCGGCGACGCAAGGCGAACAAUCAGGCUUUCGACGAGGGACGAUCGCGGGGGAUGGACCGCUCCGGUGAUAAUUGAAUCCAACACCAGCCGACCGCGCGUUGGACCGAUGAGAUGCCGAUAAAUAUAGAUUCAUUGCAAACAAAUGGAUUAUCGAUGUGAUAAUUGACGACUGUUCUGACUGAUCAGUCGCACGUGCGGCGCUGUACAGUGCUCGCUGAAUUACCGCCCGCGAAAUCCGCGGUUUCCCCCUCCGUCGUCGCGUUAUCGAGACUUGAAUUUCGCGAAUUAGAACGUCGUUCUCCGACCGAUGACGCGUCACCGUGCGAACGUGAGGGAUCGAUCGAAGGAGUCCGCGUUUCUUUAACGGAUAGCUCGACGCUCAAGAAGAAUCUCGCACGAGCGUAGGAUCGGAGAGACUCGGUCCGAUGAGAUCGUUCGAGGGUUGAACCGAUUGCGUCGACGCGCAUCCGCUUUCGGGAUCCAUUCCGGUCGAGCUCGAUCGGAUGUAACGAAAGCUCCGGGCGGCGCGCAGGAAGCGCGUUAUCGCACUGCUACGGGUGCUCCUGUCAGUCGGCACGACGUAUUAUCGAAGGCAUGAUCGUGCUGAAGCAGAAAGCCUCGCUGCACUAUGGCCUACCGCCGCCACCGGCGCCCCAGCCGCCCUCGCCUUGGUCCAGCAUACUCUGGGGCGACGAUCGGCGGCCGCGCGGACGGGUCGCGUGCGGCGCGCGCGUCACGCAGCUGCGAGAAAAAGUCACCGCAAAAGAUUCGGGAGCGGGAGCACCGGCUGACGACGAGGACACUACGAGAAGCUGUAAGAGCCUGAGCGAAUGUUAUUUCGCGGGCAAGGGCGCAGCCCUGGUUUUGCCUCCGAACGAAAGGGCCCGGCCCUCCAGGCGAGUCUCAGCGGCAGGAUGCGACAUCCAGCAGCACUUGCAGUCCAUGUUCUACCUGUUGAGACCCGAGGAGACUCUGAAGAUGGCCGUGAAACUGGAGUCGGUGCAUCCAGGAAGGACGCGAUACCUCGUCGUCGUCUCGUGCACAGGAAGGCAGGACGCCGAGGAGAGCUGCCUUCUCGGUAUCGAUUGCCACGCCAGGGCGACCGUCGGUCUUGUGCUGCGAGUUUUGGCCGACACCGCUAUCACUCUCGACGGCGACGGGGGUUUCAAGGUCAGCGUUUGCGGCCGUCAACACAUCUUCAAGCCGGUGUCCGUUCAGGCCAUGUGGUCAGCCUUGCAGACGUUGCACAAGGUGUCCGGUAAGGCACGCGAGCAAAACUAUUUUCUAGGUGGACUGUCUCACGACUGGGUCAGCUACUAUGAGCAACGAAUCGAGAGCGAUCGGUCGUGCCUCAACGAGUGGCACGCCAUGGACAAUCUGGAGUCCAAGAGACCGCCGUCACCGGACAGCGUACGCACCAAGCCCAGGGAGAGAGAGGAGACCGAGCGCGUGAUCCGAUCUACGCUGAAGGAGAUCAUGAUGUCUGUGGACCUCGAUGAAGUUACUUCCAAGUACAUUAGAGGCAGACUUGAGGAGGAUCUCGACAUGGACCUCGGGGAAUUCAAGCCGUUUAUCGAUCAAGAGAUGCUCACCAUACUGGGGCAAAUGGAUGCGCCGACCGAGAUAUUCGAUCACGUCUAUCUCGGGAGCGAAUGGAACGCCAGCAAUUUAGAGGAACUGCAGAAAAAUGGCGUGAGGCACAUCUUGAACGUCACCCGGGAGAUCGACAACUUCUUCCCGGGCAUGUUCACGUACCUGAACGUGCGCGUGUACGACGACGAGAAAACGGACCUGCUGAAGCACUGGGACAACACCUUCAAGUACAUCACCAAGGCGAAGAAGGAGGGCUCCAAGGUGUUGGUGCACUGCAAGAUGGGCGUGUCCCGGUCGGCCUCGGUGGUGAUAGCUUACGCGAUGAAGGCUUACAACUGGGACUUCUCGCAGGCCUGGAAGCACGUUAAGGAGAAGCGGAACUGCAUCAAACCCAACAACAGUUUCCUCCUGCAGCUGGAGACGUACCAGGGUAUCCUCGACGCGAUGAAAAACAAGGAGAAGCUACAGAGGUCCAAGUCCGACACGAACCUGAAGUCCCCGACGUCCGUGAAGGACCAGUCGAAGAAGGAGGAGAAGUCGGACAACAUCGAGAACAAUCUGCGCGAGGUCUCCGGCUCGGAACUGAAGAAGAGCAGCCAAAGACCGAAGAGUUGGUCGCCGAACGUGAAGAUCGCUGAGAACAUGUUACCUUCCGUUCCUCUGUCGCAAUCAUUGGAGAGCAUCGACAAGGCGGGGAGCACGGAGGUGACACGGGAGGAGCUUCUUCGCGGCUCGAAUCAAAAGCCGGCGAUGGAGCAGGAGGCGCGCAACGUUCUGAUGCCCUGCGACAACGGGCAGUCCUACAGCGUGUCGCAGAACAAGAUAGUGCACCUGCCCGCCCCCUCUCCCGGCACACCUAGCGUAAAGAAUAGGAUUAGUAAGUUGGAAACUCAGGGACAGAAGAGGAAGGGCCUGGUACUCAACCUGACGAAUCAGUUCGAGGCGGCCAGUAGUAAGCCGUCGUCGCCGGGAUCCGACUCGGACGGCAGGCCGCCGCUGCCUCCGGAGGACAAGCCGGUCGAGAACGGCCACCCGUACUGCGAGCGGUCGCAGGAGGCGCGAGAGCCCGCGAGCACCGUCGAGCCGAGAGCGCCUUCCGAAGAGGAAGUUUGGGAUCCCGGCGAGGGUCCGAAGACGAGGCGGAACGAGACGAACGAGUCCACCGAGAUCGACGAUAAUAGUGAAUGUCUAGUCUGGACUGCGUCCACGGAUGCAACGUGUGCCGAUGAGUGUGGUGACAAUAAAACUAACGGAGGCGUGAGUGUGGAGAGUGAAUGUAUCGCGAGUGCGACGACGAGUGCGACCACGACGGCGAUCACGGCGUCGGUGGGGACGAGGGCGACGACGACGUGUCCCGAGGUCUCGGGGAACAGAGCGAGGAAGGAGGGCGAUCCGUUCAGCGCCCAGUUGGACAGGGUGUUCGACCGGGAGGAGAAACGGGGCGACCCCGUCAGCAGAGAGUCCCCGAGCCGGCAGAGUUCCUGGAGCAGUUACGACAGCGCGGUGGUGCUCGAUAACAACUCGGUGCACAGCUCGUGGGCGACCCUGCCGUCGAGGAACAGUUCCUGGGGCUCUUACGACAUGCGGCCGUCCGACCUGCUCGGUUCCAGCGGCCUGUUCCCCUACGACAAGGAGGAGAUCCCGUGGCACCCGGGUACGGUGAAGCGUACCAAGCAGAAGCUGGAGGAGGGCACGGGCGGGGUGAAACGCGUGUGCACGACGCAGAGCUCGGAUGAGAAGGGCGAGACGGAGCCGGCCCCGGUCGAGUCGUACAAUCCGGUGCUGCUGCAUCACAUGCCGUCGCCGACGCCGCGCAGGAGGGACUCGUCGCCCACUCAGGAACAUAAUCUUAAAGUAGAAGCGAGUAGAGACUCCCCGAGCCCGGUCGGCAGCAUCGACAUCUCCCUCACGUCCAUGCGCCAGAUCGGACGGCUGUCCACGAGCGCGCCCGCCCCGUCCUCCCUCUCCUCCGAGUCCGACCUGCCGUUGUCCCUGAGGUCCUGCCGAUCGGAGAGCGAGACGUCCAGUCCGUGCGUCGUCAACACUCCCCAGUGCCCGUCGGUCAAGCACCACAAGAUGGUCCUGGAGAACCUCUGCAACAAGUCCGUGUUCAACAAGCGCUGCCUGUCCGUCGACGACUCGCCGGAGGCGGAGUGCCCGCGCAGCACCUCCGGCAUAGUGAAGAAUCUGAAGAAGGAGUUCGAGGCGAAGUCGACCAAGCUGGAGAAGAGCCCGGAGGCCGCGUGCGAGGGCGAGACCGCGUCGUUGGCGGUGCGGCCCAAGAGGGACGUCAAGAUCAGGAGCCUGCCGUCGUCGCCGGUGAUCCCGCACAACGAGUCCAAGAUCCAGCCGUCGUCCAGCGUCGGCGAAACCAAAGACAAGCACGGCAGGAGGAGCGACGCGACCCCGUCGCAGGACAACGCGGAGGACCUCUCGGUGAGGGUGCUCGUGGGCAAGUACGAGGUGGCCAAGCCGGACUCCAGGAAGAAUUCCGACGUGCAGCUGCGCGCGCACAAGGACUGGGACUCGAUGGAGGUCCACCCGCCGGCCAAGUCGAAGAUCGCGCCGGAGUUCUCGAGGCGGUCCGCGCCGAUCAUGAUCAACAAUCACUCGUCGUCCCUGUUCACCGAGGCGCCCUCGGAGGCGCCCGGCAGGCCGCCGGUGCCCUCGCCCAGCGUCGUGGUGGCCAGCGUGGUGGCGAAGGCAGCUAGCAAGAAGCAACAGCAGCACGGCAGAACCCAUCCCCUCGCUAGGCUGCAGGUCAGGCCUAGGCACAGCAGUCCCGUCUACAACACCAUGUAGAGAGGAAGCGAACGACGCUCUCCCCGUCCCAACCCAUCCAGCCCCGCCUCCCCC